ACCUGAGAGCAUAUGGAUGGUCUUAGAGCUCAGUUGUCCUUUGCACUAUUAACGUCAGUUAAUUGUGUUGUACAAUAGUGGAUCGUUUUAGCUGGUAUAUUAUGUACAACAUAUUUUGAUUAAAACUAUAAAACGCUUAAACGAAGGUUUUCUUCGCGUUGUUUUGUUUCGUCGUAAAGCAGGGUGUAGCGACAUUUUUACGACAAUGACGUGACGUCAUUAUCGUAACGUCGAAGACAGUGUCGGUAAAUAAAGGUUUAGCUUUGACUGGUAAUUUCAAAACGUUUUUUGUUGUCCUUUUUUUCUUCUUAAUAUCUACGGUUAUUACAUGUAUACGAGCUAUUUGAAUAACGGGACUGUUGAACCAAAGAUGUCAGGUUGUAGGCAGCUAUGUUGCUAGCUGUAUUCUUACAUUUUGCACAGAUCAGCUCUCUUUAGCUCAACGCUAACGUUGGCUAACGUUAACUGUUACAGCGUGCACUUCACAUUUAUGUUGUUGUGAGACAUCUUUUGCACUAAACUGUUUUCUGAGCUGCGCGUGAGUUCAACUUGUCGCCUUCGCCACUGAAAGCUAGUCGCAUGUGAAAUGUCAGCGCAAAAAGAUUGCGAGUUUUUGGUGAAGAGAGCCCGUGACCUGGUCUCCGAUGAUCCGUGUGCAGCCAAAGCCUGGCUCAUAACAGCCAGAACCCUUUACCCUGCAGAUUUCAACAUACAGUAUGAAAUGUACAUCAUUGAACGCAAUGCAGAGAGGACGGCUUCUGCAGGGAGACUGCUGUACGACAUGUUUAUUAACUUUCCAGAUCAGACCAUUGUUUGGCGAGAGAUCAGUGUCAUCACAGCUGCACUUCGCAGUGAUUCUCAGGACAAACAUGCACAGUUUCUACGAGGGCUUUUUGAGACGCUACCCGGCCGUGUGCAGUGUGAGAUGCUACUGAAAGCCACAGAACAAUGUUUCAACACGUUGGAGAAGGCAGAGAUGCUGCUCCUUCUUCUUAAGCGCUUUCCUGAGUCUGUGGUUCAACACGGAGUCAAUCUAGGAGAAAAAUUGUUAGAGGCGGAGGCAUCAGAUAAUGUGGAGACUCCUGUCAACUGCUUCAGAAAACUUUUUGUGUGUGAUGUCCUUCCUUUGGUCAUAAACAACAUGGACAUGCGCUUGCCGGCCAGCCUGAUGCAGAAGUACAUGCUGAAAGCAGCUGAAUUCUACAUCGGCUAUGUUACCCGUGGACCCUCACCUGAUGUACAGAUACAGGGCUCUCAAGAAGGUGGGUCUCUGAAGUCCCCCACUGUGUCCCGUGGCUCUCAGCGUUAUGUGAUUGACGGUCUGUCUGAAAAAUCGUCAGUGGUAACAGAACCUUGGGAGAGGCUAUUGGAUAUCCUCAGUGUGGUUGGAGCACGCUGCGAGUGGCAGGGAGACAAGGGACAGAGGGGUUAUGUGGACAUGCUGCAGAGAGUCAAGGAGCUGUGUCGCUACCUGCCUGGUCUGGAAGGAGACACAUGGUCCCGCUGCUGCAGUCAAGUGGUCAUCUGUGCUGCGCUCGUUCUCUUUCGCAGCGCCUUCCUCUAUGUCUCAGCUGUGCAGCCUGCACUGUUCCAAGGUUUGAAUGCGUUGAGCUCGGGGCCGUGGAUCCUUGUAGAGGAUUUGAGCUUGGUGUAUAAUGAUGUGGAAGUGGAAAGGGGAGCAUUGAAACACGCACAUAAGAAACGCAAACUGGCAGAUGGGAGAGAGAAGACAAUGAGCUCAGAUGAUGAGGAAGGGUUGGGAAAAGGUCGCGGUCGACACAUUUUGGUGAACAAGACUGAGAUGCCCAGCUGGUCAGAGACUCUGGAGAGUUUUCGCACAGCAAGGGAAAGCUGGGACCUUCUUCACUCCCAUGAUGGCCUGGAAACUGAGUUUAAGAAGAUCUAUGCCUCUUGGAAGACGGACAGCUGGCUGUGGUUCAGAAUAUUCCUCACCGACACAAUCAUAUACCAGGGACAGUACCGUAAGGCCCUCUCCAGCCUGCACCAGAUGGCUGCGGUGCAGCAGCCUCAGCCUGGACAGCAGAGCCCCUCAGGGCAGGCCAGUCUGGAGCACCACAGGGCCCUCAUACAGCAGGCGUCCUGCCACUACGCACUGGGAGAGUAUAGGAUGGCCUGUGAGAAGCUGCUUGAUGUCGUCGGGGGUCUGAUGGCCCCGAGCCAGGAACCAAAUAAGAAUCCAGAGGAUCAAAGUCGAGUCAAGACCAAAAUGAGGAAAGGUAAUGACCUGAGAUUGCUUCCCUGCACCAGCAAAGCUGUGUUACCGUUCUGUCUCCAGCUGAUGUUUGCCUGCUUCAAGCUCCGUGCCUUCACGGACAGCCGUGACGACCUGUCCCUCGGUCACGUGGUGGUGCUCCUGCAGCACGACUGGCCGCAGGGUGAGAUGCUGUUUUUAAAGGCAUUGGAAAAGAUCUGUCAGCAAGGCAGUUUCCAGUAUGAGAAUUUCUUCAACUAUGUCACCAACAUUGACAUGUUGGAGGAGUUUGCUUACCUGCGUACUACAGAAGGCGGCAGGAUUCAACUGGAGCUCCUGCCCAAUCAGGGAAUACUGAUCAAGAACCCUAGUCCCGCCCUGGGGGUGGAGUUAAAUACCCUUCUGCUACAAGGGGUGCAGACGAUGGACAGACACCACACCGUGACUCGUGGGAUCACCAAGGGAGUGAAGGAAGAUUUCCGUCUGGCCAUGGAGAGGCAGGUGUCGCGUUGUGGAGAGAACCUGUACAGUGUGCUUCACCGUUUCUGCAUCAACGAGAAAAUCAUCAUCAUCCAGUCUCUUCCUUGACACCUCGCCUGUGACUUUUGAACCUUUUUUUAUAGUUGAUAUUUCAGGCACUGUUUUAAUGCAGCUGGACUGGCUUCAUGACUCCAACACAGGGCAAAUUUCUCUCUCUCUCUCUCGUCUUCAUCAUCCAUCUAUGAACUCUUAAGAAAAUAUUAAGUCUCCUUGCCUUAAAAGUGAAUCCCUCUUUUCAGAGAGUUGGUGAGAAUACUGGGUUUCUGGAUAUACAGUGAUCAUGCAAUUAACAUAGUAUGUGUGUAGUUUACUUGUCAACAUGUGCACAACCACAUUUUAAGUGGUUUAAUUCUCGUGUGACAUUUGUGGAAGUCAGUUAUGACAAAAGCAUUUUUGAUAUUCUGAAGUCAAGUUUAUUGUUUUUGUUACAAACUUGAAGCGUUUAUAUAAAUGUUUCCAUUAAAUGUCCUUUCAAUGUU
Cyclopterus lumpus (lumpfish) is the source of this 3231-nucleotide messenger RNA. RefSeq names its product integrator complex subunit 10 (gene ints10). Bases 587 to 2800 code for a protein of 737 amino acids. Gene Ontology annotation, biological process: snRNA processing. Lineage: Eukaryota; Metazoa; Chordata; Actinopteri; Perciformes; Cyclopteridae. Gene Ontology annotation, cellular component: integrator complex. The transcript has 18 exons. The record is from RefSeq and is a predicted model, not a curated record.